Didymodactylos carnosus is the source of this 1348-nucleotide messenger RNA. NCBI's taxonomy places the organism in Eukaryota, Metazoa, Rotifera, Eurotatoria, Philodinida, Philodinidae. The record is from the annotation of a GenBank genome assembly.
UAGAAAAUGGCCAAUAGGUAGUAAUGGUGGAUUGGCAAAUUCAUCACCUUAUUUCGACUAAAACAUUCAAAUACUAUGUCAUUUAGUAAGAUAAAUGGUGUAAGGAUACAGUAACUCAAGAAGCUCUGAUAUGAUCCAUUCUGUUGUCUAAAUACAACGAUAUAAUAAAUAGAUUACCUUACCUCUGAUUUUUUGUUAAAAGAAACAAAUAAUUCAUUGCAUGUAUCGCUAAUAACUUUAUUUUAUAAAGUUUAUAAAAGCUACUAGUAAUAAAUUCAAUGAAUUAUUUAUUUCUUUUAAUUGUUUCAUUUAAUGAUUAAAUCUUGAAACUAAAGUACAAUGACAAACUGCCAUGUGUUCUGCAUUGUUUAUUUCUAAAAACAGAAUUACAGCCAUCCAUGACCCAACACCAUAUGUUGUUAUUUUUGUCGAUUGUAUUUUUAAGUAACCUUGGUCAACAUCGGUGACACCAUAAUAGAUCUCGUAUUUUAACGCAUUACUAUAUUCAAUAUUAAACAUUUUCCAGUGAUUAUAAAAUAAAGUCAAAAAGAGAAUCUAAAGAGCAAGAAAACAAAGUACUUUUCGGGUACUUUGUUAUUAAUAACUAUUAUGCAUUUUUAAAAACGGUGUGAGUGGGCGCGAUACUUAAAGCUUUUUAACUACGAUAGCUAGCGACCUCUGGUUUUAUAUUCUGAAACUAGACACUCGGGGUUUAGAGAUAGUUAGAACCAAAUUAAAACGUCUUCAACAACGUCCACCAUCAGCUAAAGCAGCCAAAAUUUUAAUGAAAGACGAUAGUGAGUUAGGAGGACAUUUAGCAACACCACUACUAACACAAAUAACAGAAUCAACAGCAUUCACUGGAGCAGCAAUAGCGAAAACUACAGCAACAGGAGAAGCAGGAACAUUAUCUAGUCCACAAAAGUUAUUAUCAAUAGAAAAUGCCACUAUAACUGCUUCUCAAGAUUCUGCUACCAGCAAUUCAAGAGACAAAGUCAGCAGGGCUUUAGCAGAAGCAGCAGUAGCUACAAUAACCUUACUGGCUCCACCACCAUUAUUGCCACUAUCGUUUGUCUCAGCUUCAGCACAAGAGUUAGGUGCUAAUGAUUCAAAUUCAAGAACUACUAAAAUACUAAAUGAUGAAAACGAUCAAGAUAAGGAAGAUUUGCUUAUCAUAACAGACACAGUAAUUGACCAAACAAUGUCAUUUAAUCCACCAUCCAAAGAAUGGAUAAUGCAAAAGUCAAUAGAACUGCAAUUGCUGCGUACAAGAAGCAAUAAAGCAGCUCCAACAAUCCCUUCAUUUGGUAUUGUACGCCGAAUGAAUAUCAUACCAAACCAAGUUUGA